Molecule: messenger RNA, 849 nt
Organism: Toxorhynchites rutilus septentrionalis
Lineage: Eukaryota; Metazoa; Arthropoda; Insecta; Diptera; Culicidae
Exons: 6
Coding region: 71-649 (192 amino acids)
Source: RefSeq, a predicted model, not a curated record
AGCUACCGCACAGUACAAAUGGAUUCGCUGUAUAGCCAAUGGAUAGCAACCGAAAGAUUGGAUAUAAGCAAUGGGUGAUCGUAAGCAUCUUCCACUCGGAGCGCUGCGUCAGGGCCAGAUAAGCUCAGUCACCCAGUCAGGGUGGGUGAUUAUGUUCCCUCCCGACCCGAGAGCAAACAUGCGACAGGCAUAUUUAAAUUAUUCCGCCUUGGCCUGCUGCUCGGAUCUCCAAUGGCGGAGGCUGCUUGGAUCGCAAGACGCUCUCUGGUUGCUGUUUCCGUUGCUGGCGGAGACGGUUGCUUGGAUAGACGAAACAUGGAGAACAACACAUCUGUCCUUAAUUGGCAUCAUCUUCUCUUCCGCGACCGUUGGAGUGCUUCCAAAAGAACUCCGCCGCAAAACUUUGACCGAAUCGAUUAUGUACUGCUGCCAAAAGGUGUCGAAUGCGGUUGAUGGAAGGCAGACUGAAAAUAGCCUCAAUUGCGCGGAUAAAGUUCGUUUCACACUGCCCAAAACAUGUGCACUCUUCAAGUGCUGUAAGCCGUUGUUGGCGUCUUCGUGGCAAGGUGGAUUAAGGAGUUCGCUGGGGAUUGCAACAUGGAAGCCCAGGAUCCGACUGCCCAUUUGCGAGGGACCUGGGAAUAUCUGAGCUGAGGAUGCGUCGCUUCGCGGUCCGUGGAUUUCAUGUGUUACUGCUCGAUUUACGUGGCCAAACGUGCCAAACCAAAGGAGUAAAAGCAGUUCAUCAUUAUGUGGCGCUCUCCAACGUUAAGUGUUUUCGACAAUUUAAUUUGGUUAAAAAAAAAAGUUCGGUCGGUGGGAAAGACGUCGAACUGCUCAUCGGCGGAA